Molecule: messenger RNA, 985 nt
Organism: Meloidogyne enterolobii
Lineage: Eukaryota; Metazoa; Nematoda; Chromadorea; Rhabditida; Meloidogynidae
Source: the annotation of a GenBank genome assembly
AUGGAAGCAAUACUUUCUCCACUUUCUAAUGCUGAUGGUUCUUGUGAAUUAAAAUCAAAUUUAUCUUUGGUGCUUUGUGGAGUUAUGGGUCCAGGUGAUAUUUCGUCCUCAAAACGACUCUUUGACAAAGCAAAUAUUUUCUUUUCUAUCAACAGAAUUCCACAAAAAAGCAAAGAAGAAUUAGCUUCAACUGUUCGGCCUUCUGUUUCUAAACCAAAUUCUUCAUCAUUAUCCUCUUCUUUUGCUCAUACUUCUGAUCGUUUUAUUUCUUCUAUUGUUAAAGCAUCAAUUGAUGAAUUUGCCUAUCCCCGAACUUGCAUUCAAAUUUGUACUCAAGAAUUAAAAGCUGACGGGCCAACAGAUGCUUUACAUUUAAAUUCUAUUUGUUUGGCACUUUUGGAUUCUGGAAUUCGAAUGCAUUAUGUAUUUGCAUCUGUCACAAUUGGAAUUAGAGCUAUAGAUGGUGAAUUACUGAUAAAUCCAGACCAACUCCAAUCAAAUGCUAGUAAAGCUAUUUUAACUUUUGUUUUUCGACCAUCGGUUAUUUUAAGUGGAAAAAUGAUUGGGACACAUUCAACAGGGGAAUUUACAUUAGAAGAACAUAAUAAAGCUUUGAAACUUGCCGAACAGAAUUGCCUCGAAUUAUUUGAUUUUUAUCGUCAAAAAAUGCAACAGAAAUUUAUUUAUCAUAUAAAACCAAAUUAAAUGUUUAAAAUUUAUUUUUUUUAUAUUUUAUGAUCUACACAAAUUAUUAUGUAUUUUUUUGAUUAUUUGUUGUUUAGGAAAUGAGUUAAAUUAGAAAAAUAAUUUUUUAUUUGUUUUUCUUUCAAAUGUUACAUCAUUUUUAUAUAUUUUGAUUUGUUUGAGAAAUAUUUUUAUCCUUGGAAUUUUAUUUGCACAAAAAUUAUAUUUUUGACUGUUUUCGAGUUUAUUGUAAAUUUGAUUUUAUUACACGUUAAUUUGAGUGAUAAAAUUAGGGUAGCAC